Candoia aspera is the source of this 1288-nucleotide messenger RNA. RefSeq names its product mesenchyme homeobox 1 (gene MEOX1). The record is from RefSeq and is a predicted model, not a curated record. Gene Ontology annotation, molecular function: RNA polymerase II cis-regulatory region sequence-specific DNA binding; DNA-binding transcription factor activity, RNA polymerase II-specific. The transcript has 3 exons. Gene Ontology annotation, cellular component: nucleus. Lineage: Eukaryota; Metazoa; Chordata; Lepidosauria; Squamata; Candoiidae. Gene Ontology annotation, biological process: somite development; positive regulation of transcription by RNA polymerase II. Bases 24 to 782 code for a protein of 252 amino acids.
GCGCGAGGAAGCCGCAGGGCGCCAUGGAUCCACCUGUCGCCAGUAGUUGCAUGAGGAAUCCUCACCCUCCCUCCGCGCUCUGGGGAUGCCUGCGCCGCCCCCACAUCGAGGGCCGAGGGCCCGUCGAGCCGCCCCACUAUCCUCAAGCCCCCUUUGCGCUCCACCAGAAACCAGACUUGGGGCUUUACGAGGACUUCUCGGCCUCCUGCCUGGCCACGGCCCCCCAGAGCUUUUCUCGCGCUGAACGCGCUUUCGAGGAACGUGGCGUUUCCUUCCAGCAGCCUACCUGGCAUUUGGCGGCCUCCGAGAGCAGGCGGAUGCUAUCGGCGGAAUUGGCUUUGGGGUCAGGGGGCCAAGAGGAGGGCAGCCCCAGCUUGGGGGACACCAGCGAAAAUGACUUCCUGACAGGGAAUGUGUCAGGCGACGCUGAGAAUAGAACAGCCCAGCGGAGAAGGGGAAACGCAGAAAGCCAGGACACAGGCAGUGGCAGCCCUACCACCACCUCAAAGAAAGAAGCUAACAGCUCCAGAACACGGAAGGAGCGCACAGCAUUUACCAAGGACCAGCUGCGGGAGCUAGAGGUGGAAUUUGCUCACCACAAUUACCUGACGAGGCUCCGGAGAUACGAGAUUGCGGUGAACCUGGACUUGACAGAAAGACAGGUCAAAGUAUGGUUUCAGAACCGCAGGAUGAAAUGGAAACGUGUGAAAGGUGGACCACCAGUGUCACCCCAGGACCACAUGGAAGACAUGGACUCUGCUCCCUCCCCAAGUUCAGAAUAGCCUCUUCUCCAAUAAAUUGAUUUCUAUCAACCUUGUAGGAAUAUUGGGAAUACCACUAUUAAGCAAGUGGUAAUCCUCCCUAAGAUUUCUCUCAUGACUUCAACGUUGGAGUCAGGAAAUAGAGCCAGUGGUGCUUCCCAGGAAGAUGGAUUCCUUUAUUCUCCCUUUCUUGGAGUGGGUAAACCACAAAGAAGGAAGAAGGACCAGAACUGUGCAAGAUAGAUUCCUGGCAAUUCUAUGGUUGAAAUCAGUGACCGUUUUAGAAAAAAGAAGCUGACUUGGAAACUGUGUUCAGUCCAAACUACUGCCCAGGUUUUCAUUCGUAAAGAAAUGUUGUUGCAACUUUGAAGGAGCAACCCUGCUGUUCACAUGUGUUGUUUGGUUAGCCUCCUGUGAUCUUAUAAAGGAACUCUUACAGAGCUAAUCUCUUGAGAAGGUUUCCACUUGAAAACAAAUGCUUCCUUCAGUGAAUUGGAUAAGCCUACAUGCUGUGCUUUUAAUGGCAA